Messenger RNA from Arachis stenosperma, 1140 nucleotides. RefSeq lists its product as uncharacterized. The transcript is spliced from 3 exons. The record is from RefSeq and is a predicted model, not a curated record. NCBI's taxonomy places the organism in Eukaryota, Viridiplantae, Streptophyta, Magnoliopsida, Fabales, Fabaceae. Bases 1 to 1140 code for a protein of 379 amino acids.
AUGCCGCCGCCCGCCGCCCGCCGCUUCUUCUUCUUCUUCCUCCCGCUGCCACACCGCCGCCCGUUUAUUCUUCUUCUUCUUCUUCUUCCCGCUGCCGCACCCACCGCCGCCCGCCACUUCUUCUUCUUCUUCUUCUUCCCGCCGCCCGUUUCUUCCCGCCACCGCACCCACCGCCGCCCGCCGCUGCUUCUUCUUCUUCUUCUUACCGCCGACCCCACCGCCGCUUCUUCUUUUUCUGUGAAUUCUUUUUGUUUGAUUAUUGAUGAAGUUAGAGAUGAAUCUAAAAGAGAACAAAUGGCACUUAUUGUUAGAUUUGUUGAUAAGCAUGGAUUUGUCAAAGAAAGGCUAAUAAAUAUUGUUCAUGUCAAAGAUACUACUUCUGCUACUCUAAAACAAGAGAUUUGUUCUGCAUUAUCUCAUCCCAAUCUCAACAUUCAAAAUGUUCGAGGUCAAGGAUAUGACGAGCUAGCUCUUGUUGCUGCGGCUAAAGAAGUUGUUGAUGUUCAUGCUUUUUUCCAAAGUUUGAGUAAUAUUAUUAAUGUUGUGUGCUCUUUUUGCAAGCACAAUGAUAAAUUACGAUAUGCUUAUGCAACUGAAAUUUUUUAUUUAGUUGCAACUAAUCAAAUUGAAACAGGAAGGGGAGCAAAUCAAAUUGGCACAUUAAAAAGAUCAGGAGAUACCAGGUGGAGCUCUCACUUCAACUCAAUUUGUAGUCUUUUACGUAUGUUUGGAGCAACAACUUCAGUUCUGGAAGAUUUGGCUACUAAUGGAUCUACAUAUUCUCAACGUGGUGAUGCUACUUAUGCUCUUAAAUCUUUAUUAUCAUUUGAUUUUGUUUUCAUUUGUCAUAUGAUGAAAGAAAUCAUGAGAAUCACUGAUAAACUUUGUCAAGCAUUGCAACAAAAAUCUCAAGACAUUUUGAAUGCUAUGCAUCUGGUUUCUAGUACAAAGUCAUUGAUUCAGCAGUUAAGAGAUAGUAGUUGGGGGACACUUUUGGAGAAAGUUAGUUCUUUCUACAAUUAUCAUGCUAUUCAGAUACCUGAUAUGGGUGCUUCUUUUAGUGACAUAAUUCGGUCUCGUCGUAAAAAGAAUGUUGUCACUGUUGAACACCACUACCGUGUUGACAUUUUACUAGCGUGA